This is a messenger RNA of Ostreobium quekettii, 897 nucleotides long. NCBI's taxonomy places the organism in Eukaryota, Viridiplantae, Chlorophyta, Ulvophyceae, Bryopsidales, Ostreobiaceae. The record is from the annotation of a GenBank genome assembly.
AUGGUGGAGCAAAUAAAGAGGGAGAUCGCCAUAACAAAAGAUCUCAAGCACCCGAACGUCGUCGACCUUAUUGAGGUCAUGGCAUCCAAGGACAAGAUAUACAUGGUGAUGGAGCUGUUGACAGGUGGAGAGUUGUUUGACAAAAUCGCUGCAGAAGGUGCUAUGACAGAGCACAAAGCUCGAAAGGUGUUUCAACAGCUUGUGGAUGCCUUGGAAUACUGCCACCAGGAGGGGGUGUUUCACCGAGAUCUGAAGCCUGAAAACGUACUUCUGUCAAGUGACGGCAGCGUGAAGCUGUCCGAUUUUGGGCUGGGGGCUGCUACUGUGACCCAGUCAAUGUCCUCCGAUGGUUUUCUGAAGACAACUUGUGGAACACCAAACUACGUCGCCCCAGAGGUCCUCAAGAGACGAGGAUACCAUGGGGCACCAGCGGACAUCUGGUCUCUAGGUGUCGUCUUGUAUGUCACAGCAGCUGGGAAAUUGCCAUUUGAUGACAGGAGUCUUCCAAGAUUGUUCAACAAGAUCGCCAUGGCUGACUAUGAAAUGCCACCACACCUGACGCCUGAGUUGCAAGACUUGCUGAGGAAGCUCAUGUGUCCGGAUCCACAGAAGAGGAUUACUAUUCCUGAGAUUCACAAUCACAGUUGGUUUCAAAGAGAUUAUGUCCCUGCGAUGCCCCUGGAGCUGCCGUCACCAAGGGGUUCAGAUGCUGAGGACAUCUUCCUAGAGACAGUGGAGUUAAAACGUGUGGAAGUUGGCAGACAGAGCACAGAAGAACCGUACUCACCUCCUCUGCGCCGCAGCAGCAGCCAGAUCAAUGCCUUCCACCUGAUUGGCACUGCCCUUGAUUUGUCAACUCUGUUUGAGAGCCGCAAGGAGGUCAUUCAGAGUGUAUAG